This is a messenger RNA of Cuscuta europaea, 1155 nucleotides long. NCBI's taxonomy places the organism in Eukaryota, Viridiplantae, Streptophyta, Magnoliopsida, Solanales, Convolvulaceae. The record is from the annotation of a GenBank genome assembly.
UUUCAGCAUUACCAAACAAAUGAUCUUGGUACAUAAUCAGGGCCAGCCCAGUAUAGGUGCACCCAGCCAAUUCGCACAGACCCAAAGUUUUGGAAAGCCCAAUAAAAAAAAAAUAGUAGUACUACGUAUUACUCAGGAAAUACAGAACGAACGAAGAGAAAGCUGAAGCCUGAAAGCGCCGACGAGUUGACGACCGCCUCCAGCCUCCAGGACUACGACCGCACCGCCUGUCCGCAGUCCGCACAACGACCUUUCCGGCAGUCUACUGUCCACGCUACCUGCAGUAACCGGAAAUAGGGAGCAUGGACUUUGGCUCUUGACUUGGUAUUUGCUACAGCUUCAAAGUUGGGAAAUCUCUGGGUUCUGAUAACCCAAACCCUUUCCUUCAUUGACUGCUGAAUUAUUGUUGUCUGAUAACAAUCGGCUAGAAAAAUAACCUUUUUUGGGAUACCCAUUUGGCGAAGAUGCAUGAUUUUUGCUUCACUAUACCGUAUGGUUUAGUUCUGGUGUGUGGUGGAAUCAUUGGGUUCGUCAAGAAAGGAAGCAUGGGUUCACUUGGGGGAGGCGCGGGCACUGGAUCUUUGCUCCUCCUAGCAGCUUACCUCAGCCUCCAAGCUUUCCACAAGCGCAAGAACUCUUACUUCGCCUUAAUUCUUGAAACCCUUUGUUCUGCGGUGCUGACAUGGAUAAUGGGGCAAAGGUACAUGUCAACUUCAAAGGUAAUGCCCGCUGGUGUCAUCGCUGGGAUCAGUGCAGUGAUGACUGGAUUUUACCUGUACAAGAUUGUCACUGGUGGGAACCAUUUCCCUUCCAAGGCUGAGUGAUGUGUCUUCUGCUUGUUAAUGCUCUAACUUCAUUCUGUUUCUAUCGACGAUCUAAACGAGGUCCCCCAUUACUUCAUAUGGUGGACCUUAAUAGUUUCUGUGAAACAUAACAGUGUCCCAAGGUUUGGAGUGUGUAUCUGUUUUGUUUUUCAUUUUCUCCAAUCAUCACCAAGAUAUAUAUGUUCUCAACAUUUAAGUAUCUAUUCUAAAAAUGGUCAAACGUCUAUCCAAACUUGCAACCUUUUAUUCAUUGUUGAUGUAUGAACUCUCUGGUUUGUUAUUACAUAUAUUCUUCAAAAAAGUGAAAAAACCGAAUGGGCUUAGCUAAAAA